Molecule: messenger RNA, 5101 nt
Organism: Alosa alosa (allis shad)
Lineage: Eukaryota; Metazoa; Chordata; Actinopteri; Clupeiformes; Clupeidae
Gene: mafgb
Product: v-maf avian musculoaponeurotic fibrosarcoma oncogene homolog Gb
Exons: 3
Coding region: 331-849 (172 amino acids)
Biological process (GO): regulation of epidermal cell differentiation; regulation of transcription by RNA polymerase II
Cellular component (GO): nucleus
Molecular function (GO): DNA-binding transcription factor activity, RNA polymerase II-specific; RNA polymerase II cis-regulatory region sequence-specific DNA binding
Source: RefSeq, a predicted model, not a curated record
CACCCGUCGGAUGCGACAAAGCCUGUGUUUUAUUUUCUGUGGCCAAAAAAAAUGGCUCUCUCUGUCGUGUCCUUAUGCAUAGCAGUAGCUGCUGCUUUGUUGCUUUAAAUGUCCUUAUGCAUAGACCCUUUAUGAAUGAAAGCAUGUGACCCAAACAUCAUCUGACGUCUGGCCUCAGCAGCGCAAGCGAAGCAAACGGGGAUCAACAAGAGACUGGCCGUAUGACAAUUUCCUUAACAAUCAACAACAACCGGGUUCAGCCAUCGUGGUGCUCUACGGCGCUGCCGUUUCCUCUGUUUGGACUGCGUGUUGGGAGUUGUUUUUCGUGGCAUGACGACCACAAACAAGGGAAACAAAGCCUUGAAGGUGAAAAGGGAGCCAGGGGAGAAUGGCACAAGCCUUACAGAUGAUGAGCUGGUGUCCAUGUCAGUGCGGGAACUGAAUCAACACCUGCGUGGCCUCUCCAAGGAGGAGAUACUGCAGCUGAAGCAACGGCGGCGUACACUCAAGAAUCGUGGCUACGCCGCCAGUUGUCGUGUCAAGCGUGUUACACAGAAGGAGGAGCUGGAACGCCAGAAGGCAGAGCUGCAGCAGGAAGUAGAGAAGCUUGCCAAUGAGAAUGCUACCAUGAAAGUUGAGCUGGAUGCUCUGCGCUCUAAGUAUGAGGCACUGCAGAGCUUUGCAAGGACUGUGGCCCGAAGCCCUGUGGCUCCCAUAGGCAAUACAGCUGUUUCCUUGGGCAAUGGCCGUGGUCCACUGGCUUCAGUCAUUGGGCCCCUAGUGCCAGGCAAAGUGGGCACUACCAGUGUCAUCACAAUAGUCAAGUCAAAAACAGAUGCACGGUCUUAGUUGCAGGAGUUGAGAGAAUGAUGGGGGCCGGGUAGAGAAGGAGUAAGUUAUAAUGGGGGGGAAAUUAUCUAUGAAGAAAGGGAAGGCUUGGUCAGUGCAUUAUCCUUUAGGCACAGUAAAGAUGGAUAAAUUAGUCAGUUUUGUUCACCAUUUACCCAAUAUGUACUUGCCAAAAAGACAUGAAGGAUUGAGUCACUAGUGUAAACAAUCCAACCAAUCAUGUGCUGCCUAUUGGAAGUGAUUUAUUCUGCCUUUCUUGACCUCCAACUACCAAUAUAGUUGGCAGAUAUUACCAGGGCUUCCAGUGUGUGUGUUACACUGUAUUGUGGUGUAGUUAUAUUUUUAAGAUGAUGUUUCAAUAUUGGCCUUUUCACUCUCUAGAUAGGGCCCAUCCAGCAUUGCGCAUUAUUUCUACAGUGUUUUUGUAUGUGAUGUUCACAUGGGGUUCAAGUUAAUUCUGUGUGUGAUGUUUAAUGUUUCUGCUAAUGAAAUAUGUGAUGUACUGCAGUGGACAUAUAGUUUUAAUUGAUGUGCUGUGUUUAGCCAUGCUGCCGUCCUAUGUUGUGUGAGGUUAAAACACAAACUGAAAAGUCUAUUGUGCCAGAUGGGCGUGCAGUUCCGGACAGUGCUACUAUGCUAGCAAAUCAUUGCGGACAGAGAGGAAUCAAGACUUUCUCCACACUGAAAAAGAAUGACUUUUAUGGAAGUGGAUCAGGGACAAAAUUACAACCUACUGCACCGGAUUAUCAAAACAUAACAGCAGAUGAGUAAAAGACUGAAUAUUUUUACCUGUGCCUAGUCUUAUGCACUGACCAACCAGUGAUUAAUCAGAAGAGUUUUAAGAGAACGUUAAUCUAUGUUUUCCUUUCUCAGAGUGCUGUUGUAGCUGUUAGGAUUUCAAAACGCCUGUUUUAUGUGAAGAGAGAGUCCUUUUCAGCAGGGGUAAAGAACCAUAAGGUUAGCAUAGUGUUUUUUAUGUUUACAUUGGAUGCAAUAACAUAUUUGUGCAGAGAGCAAAAGAAAGCUGAAAUGAGGGCUGAAAUGCUUUUCUCUGUGGAGCUGCUUUGAGCUUUAGUUUUAUUUUGAUUUGUUGUAAGUGUUGUUUGUGAUCUAGGAUUGGUCUCUUACUGUUUUUACGAACGGGGUAAAGGGUAUUGUUACCUUGACUAAGGUGUGCUCAUUGUUUUCUACCUUUACUAGCAGUACUCAUUGAUAUCUCCAUGAGUAACUGUCGAUAUCAUGGGAUUUGUAAUAUUCUGAACACAGAAAAGAGUUAUACUGUACACGGAGAGGGGAGAAAAGAUACUUCUAGUGGGACUAUCUAGUCAUAUAGAUGGGCAGACUCACAAGCUUUACUGUAAAGUUGUUGCUGUGACGUUACUUAACGUAUUCUAAGAAUCUUUGUCUAUAUGGUUGAGUCUUGAAUUUUAUAAAACUACAUAGAGUAUCUUGAAUUAUUUAUAAAACUUAAAAAAAGAAAGUUGUUUGAUAUCUCUUUUUGCAAUUGUACCAAAAGUGGCUUAACUAUUGAAGUUGAUAGCUUUUUCUAGUAAUAGGCGCAUAAAACUGUGGACUAGCGCGUGGUGUGCUGUGUAAGUGACAAGGUGACAGUAUUGUUCACUAUUUGGAUGUGAGUGGUGUGUACUAUAUGGAUAUGAUGCUCUUCUGGUUUACUUUUAUCUAAAUGCAGGUGAUGAAGGCACUUACUGUCUUCCUCUAUGGCCCCAGUAGUUCCAUGUAAAUGUUGUAGAACAACAGUAUUGACAAGGUGUAUGUGGGGCAGUUGAGGUCCCUGGACAAAUACCAAAUGUCCUCCACAAUACAGAGAUGAUGAGAAUGCUGUAACUUUUUGCAUUCAAUUCUCAUCAUCUCUUUGGCAUUCUGUGCUCUCCCGACCAAGCAGAAUGGGUGUAGAAUAUAAAACAGUAUAGAAGAACUACUGCGGUGCCAUGUAGAAGAGAAUUAAGAUGGACCAGUGGAUGCAACACAUUUGUGUGUCAUAACUUAUUUUUGUGAGUUUUGUAUAUGUCUGCAUUUAAUUUUCUUUGUUCCCAAAUACCAGGAAAAUGAGAUUUCAUAACAAUUUUUCAACUCUGCAUUAGUUAAUCUCAAAUAUGAGCAUGAUCCUUUGGAAAGUUGCUGCUGUGCAGUAUCUGCAGAAAUUUUACAUUUUUGUAGCUGAAGAAUGCUAAAUAGAGAUAACUUCUAGCAAAAGAUCAAAUCCAAUGACUAAUAUGCUCACAGGUGCCCUAUACAUUAUACAUAUACAUAUUUAUUUUUCAAAAUCAUACUGAACAUGCUAAGUGGUUUCAGUUUUGGUGACCGUAGAGGAUUACCAAGAUGCAAAGUCUGAAACACUUAAUAAGGUAAAAUGAUAUUUCCUGCUAGAUUAUAAAAACCCAAACCUACCCCGCUUCACCAAAAUUAGGUCGUAAAAACUUGCAUAGUGUGCCUUUACUUUGUCAAUUCAUUUAAUAUUUUAUGAAUUAUGCGUGUGUUAAUAUAUCACUGCCCUUUUUGGUCCUCAAUUAAAUAUAUUGCCAAAUUAUUUUUUAGAACUGUUGUCUGAAGACUAAACAUGGAUAGACGCAUAACUGGCAUUAGUAGAAUAUGGCAUAAAAGGAAUAUUAUGAAUAUGAUUGUGUUUUCUGCCUUUUAGAAUAAAAUAAUUUUAUUAUCUGUGAAAAUUGUUCUGUAGCCAUUUUGGUCUGUUUUGACGUUGCUUUUGUAAACAGUGUUAAAGUUCUCUUAAUGGCUGUGGCAGUUCUGUGGCGUGUCACAUUCUGUGAGCAAUGUGUUUAAAGGUAUUAAAUAACAAAGAAAUGCUACUUGAUAGGUCAAAGAAAAAUGAGAAAUUUAAUGAAGUGGUUCUGUUACAGCUGUUGCAUCAUCCCCCAGUUCAUUCCCUCUUCUGUUUCUUUUAUUGUUUUAUCCUCUUGUUGAAAUGAACAAGCGGUGCAUGUUAUGUGCAUUGUCGUCUUAGUGGUGACCUGUGUGAAGUUGACACAAUGUAUAUGCAAAUGAGGCUGCAAGUUAAAGAAAGAUCUUGGAGGUAGGAAUAGUAUUAUUGUUGUCAUCCCUGUUGUUGGUAUACUUAGAAGCUAAGGCUAUAAGUUGUAUAUAUUAUUGUUUGAUUUUAAAUGUUUACCAGUGUCUGUCAUUUUUAGUUUCAGUUAAAUUUUCUAUGUUACUAGGGUCUUCCAGUACAAGCACCUCUCCCCUCUCUUAUCCUCAUACUACUGGAUUAUAACAUUAUCAUACUGCAGCUCUGAUAAUAUGAUCAGUUUUUUACCCAUUUUGACACCCAUUCCCAUGAAAACAGACUGGUGGAUAUCAGCGUGUGUUUUACUGAUAUAGUGCUCCUACAUUUGCAAAUGUAUGGAAUGGCAGAUAUGGCCACUGUUAUUAUGCACAUCUGUGUCUUCCUUACUACUACCAGAAUUUGAUCUUCUGUGGAAGAAAUUAGUCCCCCCGCCCCACACCAUAUUCAAUUGUGAUCAUUUCAACAUAGUUUCCCACCAUACAGCCCAAUACAGGUGGAGUGGAACAGAAGAAGGGAUGGUUUUCAUUUGUGUGGUUUCACUAAGUGACAUCAUUUGCUCAUGCUUCUUAUUCUGAGUAAUCAGAUAACUAGGAAUAACUUCACAGAAUAACACCAUGUUAAUUUCCACUUUUAACUUUCAUGGUUAGAGCUCCAUUAAAUAAGAGGUAACUGAUUGGAUAUUUGGUAUAUUUAGCACUUGAGAAGAUACAGUAUCUGCAUCACACUUACCAGACGUCCUUUUUUUACACCAUGAAAUCAUAUAUCCAUAUUCACAGGAAAGCUUAUGAAUGCAUAUUACCUUGCUCACUAGAGUGAGAUUUAAAUUAUUUUUAGUUUAUUCUUCUUUCUUUGUGUGUGUGUGUUCUCAAAGGUGUUUAUCAAAAUUAAGGCUGAAGAUAUAGUGCUUUAAUGAAUAUGGUAAUGUUAAUUUUGGAAUAAUUGUUUUUGUUCUUUAUCUGUAUCUGGUGUAACAUUGUAUCACAGUACUUUGUAUGAGAAACAUCCAGUGAAGUCCAUUUAAUUGUAUUUAUUAACUAAAAUAUUGUGCUUUUUUAUUUGUAGACAAGUAAUAUGAUGUAUUGAUAUAUAACAAUUUAACUGUACUGGUCUGGGCGUCUUUUAAUUUAUUGAUGUGUACAUACUGUAUGUUUGUUGAUAUACAGCUUAAUUUAUUUUGUACAUGACCAAUAAACACAUUUUAAAAAAUAA